AAUCAACGAAUUUGAGCUUUGAAGCGGUGGAAAGCAAUCCGACGAUGGUUAAGGCAGAGAUCGGUGCUGGUGCUGGUGCCGGUGCCGGUGCCGAUGCUGAUGCCGUUGCCGUUGCCGAUGCCAUCCAUCCUCCAUGGCUCCACUUGCUUUCAGCAUUUCUCGCCAUGGAACCUUCUGAUUCGUUAAUCUCCAUUUCUAGAGACUGUGGUGGGGGUGCAAUCACGGAGAGUGUUCAGAAUUUCAUCUGGGACCAAUGUAUUAGCAGAGCCGAUGGAAAAGCUAGCGCACCUUAUGUAAGGUCUUUCCUGAAAAAGGUUAUUCUUGAAAUUGAAUCUGCAGGCGCUGUUGUUGCCGAUGAACUUUAUGAACAAUUUGCAUUUAACAUGACUUCGUCGAAGGGUGAUGAUUUAGCGAAGGGAGACUCAAGGAUCAUUAGGAAAAUUUCGUUUCUUUACCCUUCUGAUCAUGUUGAAGCCCAAGUUUGCCAAAGUCUAAGGAAACUAAUAGUGCCACUUCAAUGUUCGCUUAACAUGCUUGAAGGAGAUACUGGUUGUUCCAUAUGGCCCUCAAGCCUGUUCUUAUCGGAAUUCAUUCUUUCGUGUCCUGAGCUGUUUUCAAUGAAGUCAUGUUUUGAGCUUGGAUCAGGCGUUGGUUUGGUUGGCAUAUGUCUGGCACAUGUGAAACCCUCGAAGGUGCUUCUAACUGAUGGUGACCUUUCAACUUUAGCCAAUUUGAAAGUUAACUUGGAGCUAAAUUGCAUGAGUACCCGAUUUUGUUCGAGUGAAGGCAUUCUUGAGGAUCCAAACAAGGUCAAAUGCUUACAUCUACCGUGGGAAUCUGCACUUGAGAGUGAUCUUCGAGAUCUGAUGCCAGACAUAGUGUUGGGUGCAGACGUGAUAUAUGAUCCAGAAUGCAUUCCGCACCUAGUUCGUGUCAUUGCCACUCUUUUGACCACAAAAAAGUCAACCUCCAUUCGUAGAGAUGGAUUCGGAGUGCCCAAUGACAUAUCUGGCAAUACUCAGGUAAAGAAUUCGAACGCCAGCUCUACUGAUAUCGUCAACAAAAGAUAUGAAGAGUUUCUUCUUGCAUCAACGACACAACCUGUUGCAUAUAUUGCUUCCGUGGUUCGAAAUAUCGACACUUUCAACUAUUUUCUUAAGGUAGCACUAGAAGCAAACCUUAGAGUAGUGGAUAUCACUCAAAAUGUCAAGAUUUUUGAUUUCCUUCCUUACAUGAGAUCAUACCAAAGAUCCUCAGUAAGGCUACUUGGGAUCUAUCACUCAUUUCAUUAGACCAUGUAGAUUGUAGUGGACUAAACCACCCACUGGUUCAACCCGUGGUGUGUGAAUGUGGGUCAACGUGGUUCGGUGUACUCCCCAUGGAACGAGUUAAGACCAGGAUUGGUCCAGAUACUACAUCUGUUUGGGAUAUACUGAGUUCGUUUAAACAAACUCAAUCUUGUAUUUUUAUGUUCUAAAUCCGAAUCUUUGGACCUUAUAGAAUGUUAAUGUAAUUACGUUCAGUUUUUUUUU
This is a messenger RNA of Cynara cardunculus var. scolymus (artichoke), 1532 nucleotides long. RefSeq lists its product as uncharacterized. Bases 45 to 1292 code for a protein of 415 amino acids. NCBI's taxonomy places the organism in Eukaryota, Viridiplantae, Streptophyta, Magnoliopsida, Asterales, Asteraceae. The record is from RefSeq and is a predicted model, not a curated record. The transcript is spliced from 10 exons.